AUGUCUACCGAUGCUGCCGAAAGCGACAGUGAAAUUCAGUCUCGGAGUCAACAAAGUCCCCUCGCCUCUCAACGCGCAAAGGCCGAGAAUCCAAGGCGCAGUAGGUUUGAGAAUCUAUUCCCUCUGGGCUAUAAACAAGGAUUUUCGCAGUGGUGGUCUGCCCUUCCCGCUGCCCAGGCUGAACACAAAGUUCUGUCUUUCAUACCAUACCUUCAGUCGCCGCCAACACACACUCAGACUGGCUCAGAGCCACCUUCAGUCAACCCUUCCACACUCUCCCUAAAUCCAUCUGACGAUUCCAAAGCCGCCCCUGUCACUACGAAUUCCAUUACCGAUCCUCAUGGUCCUCGCACAUGGUACUCUCGUAUGGUGCCCUUGUCGGGCAAAAGCCGCGCAUUAAACGAAUUCUCUGUCCAACGAACUGGUGAAGUCGUAGAGAACAAUCUUGUCAUCAUCCACGGCUAUGGUGCCGGUCUUGGCUUCUUUUAUAAAAACUUUGAGCCUCUAUCGAGAGCUCCAGGCUGGCAGCUUUAUGCGCUCGAUCUGUUAGGGAUGGGGCGAUCAUCACGGCCACCUUUUAAACUCCAGGGUAAAACCAGGGAACAACAGAUCUCGGAAGCCGAAGACUGGUUCAUUGAUGCUCUCGAAGAAUGGCGCAUUAAGAGGAAUAUCGACAAAAUGACGUUGGUGGGUCACAGUAUGGGUGGCUACAUGGCCGCCUGUUAUGCCUUGAAAUAUCCUGGAAGACUUAAUAAGCUCAUCCUUGCUUCUCCUGUUGGAAUUCCUGAGGAUCCCUAUGCUACUCAAGCUGCCAUGCCAGAGCCAGCAGACUCGACUCUGCAGAAUGAAUUCACCCAGGACCAAGCUACAGAAACAGUCAAAUCUCACUCGGAUAAUAAUAACUUUUUGAACGCUCGCAAGAAGGCCGAGAAGGAGCAGCAGAAAGCUAAUCCUAAUCGUCUUCCUGUCCAGGGUGAUUCUGAUGACGAACAGCCCGCCCCGCGUCGGCCGCUACCAAAAUGGUUAACGUAUCUCUGGGAUGCGAACAUCAGCCCUUUUAGUUUUGUUCGUUGGUCUGGACCCCUGGGACCCCGGUUGGUGUCUGGGUGGACAAGUCGACGCUUCAGCCAUCUUCCACCUGAAGAAGCCCUGGCUUUGCAUGAUUAUAGUUACAGCCUCUUCCGUCUCCGCGGUAGUGGAGAAUAUGCAUUGGCCUACAUCCUCGCUCCAGGAGCUUUUGCCAGAAGUCCUUUGAUUAGGCGGGUACAUGGAAUCGGAAGACAGGCUUUGAAACACGAUCAGUCAUCAUCUACUGCUACCCAUGAGAACGGCAUCCCCGUCGUACUCAUGUAUGGUGAGAAUGACUGGAUGGAUGUCAAAGGAGGGUACGCUGCUAAGAAAGCCAUCGAUGCGGAACGUUCGCGGAUCCUCAAAGGCAAGUCUCAACAAGAGAUUGAUGAAGACCAGGGCGGUGCAAAAGUUGUCAUCAUCAAGAAAGCCGGUCACCAUGUCUAUCUCGACUCACAUGAAGAGUUCAACGACGUCAUGCUUGCAGAAAUGGAGGAUGUAAGGAAACGAAAUGCGGGCCAGAGAAAAGGUGGAGCAGGCGGUGUUCAGGUUGUGGAAAGAAAAGAAAACGACUCAGCUUGA
Messenger RNA from Exophiala bonariae, 1650 nucleotides. RefSeq lists its product as uncharacterized. NCBI's taxonomy places the organism in Eukaryota, Fungi, Ascomycota, Eurotiomycetes, Chaetothyriales, Herpotrichiellaceae. Gene Ontology annotation, cellular component: mitochondrion; mitochondrial inner membrane. The transcript has a single exon. Gene Ontology annotation, biological process: phosphatidic acid biosynthetic process; cardiolipin acyl-chain remodeling; lipid homeostasis. The record is from RefSeq and is a predicted model, not a curated record. Bases 1 to 1650 code for a protein of 549 amino acids. Gene Ontology annotation, molecular function: lysophosphatidic acid acyltransferase activity; A2-type glycerophospholipase activity.